This is a messenger RNA of Saprolegnia parasitica CBS 223.65, 1017 nucleotides long. RefSeq lists its product as hypothetical. Bases 77 to 985 code for a protein of 302 amino acids. The transcript has 2 exons. NCBI's taxonomy places the organism in Eukaryota, Oomycota, Saprolegniomycetes, Saprolegniales, Saprolegniaceae. The record is from RefSeq and is a predicted model, not a curated record. Gene Ontology annotation, cellular component: plasma membrane.
GGCAUUUCGACGCUUUAAAAUCGGCACAUCACGAUCGUGGCGGGCCGUGAGAGGUUCUAGAUUUCUCGGCUGCAAGAUGCGCAAGGUCAGUGGCCUGCGCCAGGACAGCGGUCGCCUUCAAAUCACAGGCGCUCGCCAGCGCAGCAGCGAGCAGACAAAGCUGCUCGCCGCCGUGGGUCGUGACCUCUUCCGGUCCGGCUUGCGCGUCGAUGGCGCCGGCACCAAAGCGUCGCACGCCGAGCCCCGGCACCCAGCGAUCUCGCCCAACUUGGACACGAUUCCGGAAGGCGAACGCGUCGAGCCGAGUCGCGCGCAGCAGGCGCAAGUGAUCGUCGUCCUCGGCGGGCCAUUGGGCCGCGCCAACCUGCCGGGGCCGUGGCUCAGCCAGCGCAUCGAGACAGCGCUGCCUCUGUACCAGUCGAUCGUCCAGCAGCAAGGCUCGACGUGCUAUGUCGUGCCGUUUGGCGGCGACGGCAGCGAAGAGGGCGUUUUGGAGUGCGAAGUCGCCCGCAACCACUUGGUGCAACGCGGCGUCUCGCCCCACCACGUGCUCUUGGACUGCAACGCGGCCAACACGAUCGAGAACAUAUUGACGCUGCUGCCGCUCUUGCGGCACUUGCGCGUCGGUAUCGUGCGCGUUGUCACGUCGAGCUUCCACAUGCCACGUAUGCAGCUCUACUUUGACAGCAUCUUGCACCGAUGUCGCGAUGCGACGUUCGAGAUCUACUACCACCCGACGCGUCGCGAUCAUCUCACGCUCCUCCAGCAGCGCGACCUCGAGGCCAAAGAGCUCUCGCUCAUGACCAGCACGCGCCGCCAACUCGACGAGGCCAUGCAGAGCGUCCAAGCGCAGACGGCGCCGGCGCAGCAGUACCUGCCCUAUCUGCACCAAGCGACCCGCCCGCCGCCCUCGGCCAGCACGUACGACGAGCGCAUCAAGGCGCCCGCACCGCCGACGUCCUUCUACGGCUUUAACCAUCAUUAAUCCGACAGAUAUACAACGGUUGCAGUAGUCCA